GAUAUCCACAAAACCAUGAAGACAAGAAGGAGAUCUUAUCUCUAUAGUUAUAUAAAAGUCUCAUAACCACAUGUUACUAGCCAUAUUAUUUCCUACUAAUUAAUUUUUUGCACUAAUGGAGAAAGCCUUCAGUUCUUUUCUCUUAACAGUACUCUUGUUUCUUCACUAUGCUAUGGCUAGUUCAGCCAUGACUUAUACCAAUGGUACCACUGAUCAAUUGGCUCUUUUAUCUUUGAAGUCCCAAAUAAUUUCAGGCUCCUUUCACUUCUUGGAUGAAAGUUGGUCUCUAGCUACUUCUGUUUGCCAUUGGGCAGGAGUUACUUGUAUUUCUCGUCACCAGCGAGUGAACUCCUUGAAUCUUUCCAACAUGGCUCUUACAGGCAGAAUUCCUCGCGAUUUUGGAAACCUUACAUUUCUUGUUUCUCUUGACUUGGGAAACAACAAUUUUCAGGGAAAUUUGCCUCAAGAAAUGGCACAUUUGCAUCGGCUUAAUUUUCUUGAUUUAAGUUUAAACAACUUCACAGGGGAAGUUCCUUCUUGGUUUGGGUUCUUACACCAACUUCAAUUUCUAAGUCUUAGGAAUAAUAGUUUCACUGGUCCCAUCUCUUCUUCAUUUUCUAAUAUUUCCACACUCGAGACCUUGAAUCUGAAGUUCAAUUCCAUUGAGGGUCAUAUCCCAAAGGAGAUAGGAAAUUUCAUAAACCUGAGAAUUCUAAGCUUGUCCGGAAACAAUCUCAUAGGGUCUAUUCCUCUGUCCCUCUCGAAUGCCUCAAGGUUGGAGAUUUUAAAUUUAUCUAACAAUUUACUUCAAGGGAACAUUCCAGAAGGGAUCGGCAAUCUUCACAACAUGGACUUGUUGUUGAUAGAAUUUAAUCAGCUUACUGGCUCUAUACCAUUCACAAUUUUCAAUAUUACCAGAAUAGAAGUCAUUGCAUUUACAAAAAAUAGCUUAUCUGGAGAUCUUCCCGAUGGUUUAUGCAAUCGUCUCCCAACGCUCAAAGAGCUUUAUCUAUCAAGAAACAAGCUUCAUGGUCAUAUGCCUACAAGAUUGUCAAAUUGUUCAGAACUUCAACUAUUGAACUUAUCAGAAAAUGAGUUUGAUGGACCAAUACAUAAUGAAAUUGGAAGGUUGAGUAACUUACAUAGAGUAUUUCUCGGAUAUAACCAUUUCACAGGUAUGAUUCCACAAGAAAUAAAGAAUCUUGUUAAUUUGGUGGAGUUAGGCAUGGAGAGCAACCAAAUUACCAGCUCUGUCCCAAUCUCCAUAUUCAAUAUCUCCUCCUUGCAAAAUUUGGUACUGGCGAAGAACAAUCUCAAGGGAUCCCUACCACGGGAAAUAGGCAACUUAACCAAGAUACAAUUUUUAUAUCUUAAUGAAAAUAGGUUUACUGGUGAAAUACCCAAAGAGAUGAGCAGUCUCGUUAAGUUGGAGGAACUAAAUCUCGAGGAAAAUACAUUUUGCGGUACACUUGAUAUGGAGAUCUUCAACAUAUCAGGGCUGAGAACAAUUUCGCUUACCCUCAACAAUCUAUCAGGAACUCUCCCACCAAACAUAGGUUCUAUCUUACCCAACAUCGAAUUUCUUUAUCUGGGUGGCUUAACCAAUCUUGUUGGGACUAUUCCUCAUUCUAUCUGCAAUUGUUCAAAACUUACUCAUCUAUCGCUUGCAUCUAACAAACUGACGGGCUUGAUUCCCAACUCACUUGGAGAUCUUACUCAUCUACAGUUCUUAACCUUGGAGCAGAACAAUUUAACCAGUGACUUAUCAUUAAGCUUCUUGACUUCCUUAACCAAUUGCAGAAAUUUAACAAUUCUUUCUCUCUCUUUGAACCCUCUAAACGGCAUGCUUCCGAUAUCGGCAGGGAAUCUCUCCGGGUCUCUUAUAAAGUUUUAUGCCAGCGGUUGCAAAAUCAAAGGGCGAAUUCCAAAUGAAGUUGGGAACUUAAGCAAUGUAAUAGACCUUGUACUUGGUGAAAAUGACUUGAUUGGAUCAAUUCCCACAUCAACUCAAAACUUAAGAAACCUUCAGCGCCUGUACCUGAAUAAGAACAAAUUUACAGGAUCCAUCGGAGAUAAUCUAUGUAAAUUGCAGUACUUGGGUGUCAUAGACUUGACUAAAAAUCAACUUUCAGGAUCUCUUCCUGAUUGUUUAGGGAACAUUACUUCCCUAAGAGAGAUACAUCUGGGUUAUAAUAAAUUGAGUUCUAAUAUACCAGCAAGUAUAGGGAAUCUUAAAGAUCUAAUAAAGCUUGACUUAUCGCCUAACAACAUGGUUGGCCCUUUACCUCUAGAAAUUGGAAAUCUAAAGGCAGCAACACUGAUGGAUCUGUCAAUGAAUCAAUUCUCAAAUGGAAUUCCUAGAGAAAUUGGAGGAUUGCAAAAUCUAGAGAUCCUUUCUUUGAGACACAACAAAUUGCAAGGAUCUAUACCUGACUCAAUGAGCAAAAUGGUAGGUUUGGAAUUCUUAGACCUUUCUCAUAAUAAUAUAUUGGGAACCAUUCCUAUGUCCUUGGAGAAACUUCAAAACUUGAAGUAUUUUAAUGUUUCUGUCAACAAGUUGUACGGUGAAAUACCCUCAGGGGGUCCUUUCAAGAGCUUCCCGAGUCAAUUUUUUGUCCACAAUGAAGCAUUGUGUGGUUCUUCAAGGUUUAGUGUCCCGCCAUGCCCCACAUCAUCAAAACAUAGAUCAAAUAGGAAAAACAUGCUAGUUCUAUUUCUUAUUCUGGGAAUUGCACUUGUAUUUGUUCCUACUACCCUUGUGUUUGUAUGGAUAAGGUAUAGAAGAGGAAAAAGUGUUCCUCAGCAAGCUGAUUCAUCGUCUAUCGCAACAACAAGAAGAAUUUCAUACUAUGAUCUACUCCAAGCAACUGAUUCGCUUAGCGAGAGUAAUUUGAUUGGUUUUGGAAGUUUGAGCUCUGUUUACAAAGGCAUUCUUAGAAGUGGGACUCCUAUUGCAGUUAAAGUUUUUAAUCAACAACUGGAUGCGACAUUCAAAAGUUUUGAUACCGAAUGUGAACUUCUGCGUAGCCUUCGCCAUAGGAAUCUUGUAAAAGUCAUCACAAGUUGUUCAAGCCUUGAUUUUAAGGCUUUAGUGCUUGAGUAUAUGUCCAACGGGAGUCUUGAGAAGUGUUUGUAUUCACACAACUACUUCUUAGAUAUCAUGCAGAGACUAAGCAUAAUGAUAGAUGUGGCAUGUGCUUUGGAAUAUCUCCAUCAUGGGUGCUCGUUGCCCGUGAUUCACUGUGAUCUGAAACCUAGUAAUGUCUUGCUGGAUGGGGAUAUGGUUGCCCACCUAAGCGACUUUGGUAUUUCAAAACUGCUUGGUGAAGAUGAGAGUAAUUUAUACACCAAAACGUUAGCAACAUUGGGUUAUAUUGCACCGGAGUACGGACUGGAUGGUUUGGUGUCAACAAAGUGUGAUGUCUAUAGUUAUGGGAUCUUGUUGAUGGAAACAUUUACAAGGAGAAAGCCUAAUGAUGAAAUGUUCGAGGGAGAUCUUAGCUUGAAGCAAUGGGUGAGUAAUUCACUCCCAAAAUCAGUAAUGGAUGUCGUAGAUGCUAACUUGACAACACAAAAUGAUAGUUACUUGAAGUUAGAUUGUGUGGCAUCGAUCAUGGAAGUGGCACUAGAUUGUUGUGUUGACUCUCCUACAAGAAGGAAAAACAUGAAAGAUGUCGUAGAAAUGCUACAGAAGAUCAAGAUUCAACUUCAUGCAUGUUGAGAAUGUUCUUGAAAACUCUUUUUCCAAAUCUCUUGUUUGUUGCAAUAAAUUAAUCUUACUAUUUCCUCUUAGUAUUAAUGCCUAGAUGAACUAUAUACUGUUUAUUAAUUAAUGAUAACAAAUCGUCAUGUAAUGAA
Capsicum annuum is the source of this 3858-nucleotide messenger RNA. Its product is annotated as probable LRR receptor-like serine/threonine-protein kinase At3g47570. Gene Ontology annotation, molecular function: protein binding; protein kinase activity; ATP binding. The coding region runs from base 116 to 3721 and encodes 1201 amino acids. The record is from RefSeq and is a predicted model, not a curated record. Gene Ontology annotation, biological process: protein phosphorylation. The transcript has 4 exons. NCBI's taxonomy places the organism in Eukaryota, Viridiplantae, Streptophyta, Magnoliopsida, Solanales, Solanaceae.